AUGGCUUUUACCGUCCAGGCAACUCCACUGCCUCCAGCGUCUCGUCCAGAGGAGAUCUUCUCGCCAGCUCAGUGGGAGACUCUCCUUGCUGUGGCAGACACUAUCAUCCCAUCUAUAAGCUGUACGGACUCUGCCAGCUCUUCGGCCAGCCAUGUCGUUGGUCAGUCAGAGUUCGACGCGCUUGCUUCCUCACUCCGGCCAGAGACCGUUGAAGACGAGUCCGAGGCUACGAAGGCUGCAACUCGGUACCUGAAAGAGAGUGCGUCUUCGAUUCCAGGGUUCAAGGAAAGCUUGUGCUUUACAUUAGGCCGUCAUGUUCAUCGAGAAGGCCUCAAGGGCAUCGGGUCGGUUCUGGCCGGGCUCAACAACUGUACAGUCUCACUCCUGCUCACCGGAUCACGGAUACCCUUUCAACACCACCCCUAUAGUGUGCGUAGGAAGAUAUUUUCUUCCUGGAGGACAUCAUAUCUGCCGCCCUUGCGCGCUGCUCACCGUGCCCUCGUGGCCCUUAGCAAAAAGGCGUGGGUUGGCGUGAGCCCGUCAUUGCCCGUCGUUCUCGGAUUUCCCAACGUCCCUGUCCAUAGAAUGACCAGCGAGAACUACCCUUAUUCCUUCCUUCAGUUGCCUGCUGGAGACCAGCCCGAAAUUAUCGAGACAGACGUGGUUAUUGUGGGGAGUGGCUGUGGUGCUGGUGUGGCCGCAAAGAACCUCGCAGAGGCUGGCCAUAGGGUCAUCGUGGUCGAAAAGUCUUACUUCUUCCCCAACAACCGCUACCCUAUGGCCGGAAGGGAAGGGACUUUCCAUAUGUUCAGCAAUGGAGGCGCCGAAUUAUCAGACGAUGGCUCAAUAGGCGUCGUCUCCGGCUCGACCUGGGGAGGAGGCGGCACUAUCAACUGGUCGGCGGCACUGCAGACCCAGUCGAUGGUACGGGAGGAAUGGGCCAACGGAGGGCUACCUUUCUUCACCUCUUCUGCCUACCAGACCUCCUUGGACCGGGUGUGUGACUACAUGGGAGUGUCUAGUGACUUCAUUGAACAAAACCAUGGAAACAGCGUACUGCUCGAAGGUGCACGUAAGCUGGGGUAUACAGCUAGGGCUGUACCCCAGAACACCGGCCAUCAGAAGCAUGACUGUGGAUACUGCACGUUGGGCUGUGCCGCCGGCAUCAAACAGGGGCCCGCAGUGACCUUCCUUGCCGAUGCAGCACGAGCGGGGGCAACAUUCAUUGAGGGCUUUAAGGCAGAAAAAGUUCUGUUCGGGAAGAAGCUGUUCAAGGGCAAGAAGGUCGCGGUUGGUGUCCAAGGAACAUGGACUUCACGAGAUGCCUCCGGCGCAACCCAUGGCGAGCCAACUGUGACAAGAAAGGUUGUAAUCAAGGCGAAAAAAGUUGUGGUCUCAUGUGGGACGCUGGAGAGCCCCUUGUUGCUUCUUCGUAGCGGGAUUAGCAAUCCUCAAGUUGGCCGUAACCUCCAUCUUCACCCAGUUGUUAUUAUGUCCGCAGUGUUCGAACAUGAAACUCGGCCAUGGGAAGGCGCUAUAUUGACCUCCCUUGUUAGUGAUUUUGAAAACCUCGAUGGCCGCGGACAUGGAUCGAAGAUUGAGGCUGUCGUUAUGCUUCCGAGCUUCUUCCUUCCCCUGAUGCCGUGGAAAGAUGGACUCGAUUUCAAGAUCUUUGCUUCCAACGCGCGCCGAAUGGCUGGCUUCAUUAGUUUAACCCGUGAUAGGGACACAGGUAGAGUAUAUCCUGAUCCUAACGACGGGAGGUGCAGAAUUGAGUAUACCCCCUCUGCGUUUGACCGAAAACAUAUAUUAGAAGGAAUCAUUGGUGCUGCGAAGAUAGCCUACGUAUCUGGCGCAAAAGAAAUUCGAACUUCGUCUCAAGCCAUCCCGACGUUUGUCCGCCCGGAACCGUCCGCCAUGUCAGAUGCGGAUUUGGUUGAUGAAGGGAUCAAUAAUGCAGCCUUCCAGGAGUGGAUUAAAAAGCUUCGUACUGGUGUUCCUCUCCCGGUUGAACAGUCCAUGUUUGCAAGUGCCCAUCAAAUGGGUACAUGUCGCAUGGGCACAUCUCCAAAGACCAGCGUUGUUGACCCUACCGGCAUGGUAUGGGGAACCUCCGGCCUCUAUGUUGCUGAUGCCUCGGUAUUUCCAAGUGCUAGCGGCGUCAAUCCAAUGAUAACAAACAUGGCCAUCACAGAUCUGACAAGCAGGAAACUUGCAGAGCUUAUGCGUCAGGGUCCAGAAGUUGGCCGGUCACGGCUAUAG
Molecule: messenger RNA, 2262 nt
Organism: Microsporum canis CBS 113480
Lineage: Eukaryota; Fungi; Ascomycota; Eurotiomycetes; Onygenales; Arthrodermataceae
Product: long chain fatty acid oxidase
Exons: 2
Coding region: 1-2262 (753 amino acids)
Molecular function (GO): long-chain-alcohol oxidase activity; flavin adenine dinucleotide binding
Source: RefSeq, a predicted model, not a curated record